CGGAACGUGAAGUUUGUUUACGCCAUUUCCUGCCGGCGCCCUCAACCCCGACCUUGCUUCAGUGCUUUAUCGACAUGCCGACCAGUUGUAGACCAUUCAGUGCAAGCGUCACUCACAUGUGGGUCGUACAAGAUUGACGAAAAUAGUACUGAUCUCCAAAUUGCGGGGCCGUGUCUGCUGCUACUCCAUCUGGCUUCUUGUUGAGUACAAGUUGAUUGUGACUUUCCGUACAACAUAAAUCUAAGACACCUCGUUGAUUUUAGUUACGGGUGGUUUUGAUCAAGCAUUUAUCUAUCAAAGGACAGACCUUCUAAUACCCGGCAAAGACAUAUCCAAUAAUCGCCAGCAAUACACCAUGGCCACCACAAAAUCCAUUCUCAUCACCGGUGCCACAGGCAAGCAGGGUGGCUCCGUUCUCAAGCAACUCGCAACACAUCCUUCGAGCUCUCAGUUCACUCUCCUCGCUGUCACGCGCAAUGCUUCAGCUGCCUCUGCACAACGCAUCACAGAGAACCAUCCCGGCGUUAUCCUCGUUCAAGGUGACUUGAACGAUGUUCCUGCCCUGUUUGCAGCCGCCAAAACAGCUCUGAAAGAAGCCGGCAAAAGCGAGCAGAUCUGGGGUGUAUACUCUGUGCAAAUCUCCAUGGGGCCCGGCGUCACCGUCGAGAGCGAAGUCAAACAAGGCACGCAGCUCAUCGACGAGUCGCUCAAAGAAGGCGUCACUCAAUUUGUAUACUCGAGUGUCGACCGUGGUGGCAACGAGCGCAGUUUCGAGACCGGGACACCGAUCCCGCAUUUCCAGAGCAAGCACACAAUCGAGCAGCACUUGCUUGAGAAGGCCGGGAAGGAAGGGGAGAACAUGGGCUGGACGAUUCUGCGGCCCGUGGCUUUCAUGGACAACUUGGCACCUGGGGUUCCCACCAAAGUCUUCCUUGCUGCGUUGAGAGACACACUGCAGGGCAAGCCGCUGCAGUGGGUUUCGACUGAAGACAUUGGCCUUUUUGGUGCGACGGCAUUUGCGGAACACGAGGAGUGGACUGCGCGCACUGAAGGGCUGGCUGGUAGUGAACUCACGUUUGACGAGAUGAGUGGGUGCUUCGAGCGGGUGCUUGGGUUCCCUGCGCCGGCGACGUACGGUGUUUUUGGCUCUGUGCUCAAGUGGGCGGUUACAGAGAUGAGCAUCAUGAUAACUUGGUUUGCUACAGAUGGCUAUGGUGUUGAUAUUGGGCGCCUGAAGAAAGAGGAGCCACGGCUGUGCGACUUCGAGACAUGGCUGAGGGAGAGGAGUGGAUGGAAGGCGCAAGCAAUCGCAAAGUAGGUACUUCAACGCUGGAGUCUGAGGUGUAACUCGUGAGUCUAUGGAGUUGAUAAGUUGUCUAUAAUUCAAAGUUUUCUGGUUCUUCCAACCAUCAUGUUUGGCAUUCGUUAUCAAAAGACAUGAUGGUAUAGUAAUAGUGACAUUGUCCUUCUUCGAAUGUAAAUAUAGACUUAAUAUCACAACAAAAAG
Messenger RNA from Dothidotthia symphoricarpi CBS 119687, 1507 nucleotides. RefSeq names its product NAD(P)-binding protein. The transcript has a single exon. The coding region runs from base 356 to 1318 and encodes 320 amino acids. NCBI's taxonomy places the organism in Eukaryota, Fungi, Ascomycota, Dothideomycetes, Pleosporales, Dothidotthiaceae. The record is from RefSeq and is a predicted model, not a curated record.